AUGUUUUCUCCAAAUAAGUAUUUGGGUAGCAUAAGUGACAGAAACCAAGAGGAGAAACCAUGUGUUAAGACUUCAUCGUUGUUUAAAAACAACCCUGAAAUUCCAGAACUCCACAGACCCAUAGUAAAACAGGUGCAAGAGAAAGUGUUUACUUCAGCUGCUUUUCAUGAGCUGGGCCUCCACCCACACUUAAUUUCUACAAUAAAUACAGUCUUAAAAAUGUCUAGUAUGACCAGUGUUCAGAAGCAGAGUAUUCCUGCGUUGCUGGAAGGGAGAGAUGCUCUUGUGAGAUCCCAGACAGGCUCAGGUAAAACUCUUGCUUAUUGCAUCCCUGUGGUCCAGUCUCUUCAAGCAAUGGAGCCAAAAAUACAGCGCAGUGACGGCCCCUAUGCUCUGAUCCUAGUGCCAACGAGAGAGCUGGCUCUACAAAGCUUUGACACUGUUCAGAAACUGCUUAAGCCAUUCACCUGGAUUGUGCCUGGAGUGUUGAUGGGAGGAGAGAAGAGGAAAUCAGAAAAGGCCAGACUCCGCAAAGGAAUAAAUAUCCUUAUCUCAACUCCUGGACGUCUGGUGGAUCAUAUAAAAUCCACAAAGAACAUUCAUUUUAGUCGGAUACAGUGGCUGGUUUUCGAUGAAGCAGACAGAAUCUUGGAUUUGGGUUUUGAAAAGGACAUCACAGUGAUACUCAAUGCCGUAAAUGCCAAAUGCCAGAAACAACAGAAUGUCUUGCUGUCAGCGACACUCACAGAAGGUGUAACACGGCUAGCUGAUAUCAGUUUGCACAAUCCAGUCAGUAUUUCUGUUCUGGACGAAAGCCACAAUCAGUUUAACACAAAAGGCAAAGUGGUCCAGGAAGUCUCUCCUGCAUAUACUAGCGACAAACUGGAUGGCUUUGCAAUACCAGAGAAUCUCAAUCAGUACGUGACUUUGGUUCCCAGUAAACUGAGGCUUGUCUCCCUAGCGGCCUUCAUUCUUCAGAAAUGCAAGUUUGAGAAAGACCAGAAGAUGAUUGUCUUUUUCUCCAGUUGCGAGCUGGUGGAGUUCCACUACAGCCUCUUUCUGCAGACCCUGCUGAGCAGCUCAGGGGCUCCGGCAUUAGGGCAGUUACCAUCUGCCUCCACGCGAUUAAAAUUCCUGCGGCUGCAUGGCAACAUGAAGCAGGAGGAAAGAACAGCAGUGUUCCAGGAAUUCUCACAUUCUAAGAGAGGCGUCCUUCUUUGCACGGAUGUUGCAGCUCGGGGCUUAGAUCUCCCUCAAGUCACGUGGAUUGUUCAGUACAACGCACCAUCUUCACCUGCAGAAUACAUCCAUCGGAUUGGAAGAACCGCCCGGAUUGGCUGCCAUGGGAGCAGCCUGCUCAUUUUGGCUCCUUCGGAGGCAGAAUAUGUCAACUCGUUGGCUUCUCACAAAAUCAAUGUUUCUGAGAUUAAGAUGGAAGAUAUUUUGUCUGUUCUGAUGAGGGAUGAUUGUUUUAAAGGGAAAAGGUGGGGAAACCAGAAAUCCCAUGCUGCUGGCCCCCAGGAAAUCCGAGCUCGAGCCACAGUCUUGCAGACGGUAUUUGAAGAUUACGUGCACUCCAGUGAGAGGCAGAUCUCCUGGGCAAAGAAAGCCCUGCAGUCCUUCAUCCAGGCCUAUGCAACCUACCCCAGGGAGCUGAAGCAUAUCUUCCACGUCAGAUCCCUCCACCUCGGACAUGUAGCUAAGAGCUUUGGCCUGAGAGAUGCUCCCAAAAAUCUUAGUGUCGCCACUAGAAAGAAGAAGAAAGUGCCCCUGAAGAGGCCUGACCUUCGUACGAAGACCCAGAGUAAACACCGCCUUGCUGAAAUCUUACGUUCAGAAUACUCAAGUGGGCUGGAAGCCAGUGUCGCCAAGGUCAAAAAGCAGAACAAACGUGGAGAGCCUGGCCGCCAGCCCCUACAGCAUGGUGUGCAGCCGGCCCCUGCCUUGGCUGUGGGAAAGAAAGCAAAAACAAAGAAAACACCAAAAGGUCUUACGAAGGGACGGUGAAGCUUCCC
Messenger RNA from Carlito syrichta (Philippine tarsier), 2015 nucleotides. It is a transcript of the gene DDX31, whose product is annotated as DEAD-box helicase 31. Gene Ontology annotation, cellular component: nucleus. Lineage: Eukaryota; Metazoa; Chordata; Mammalia; Primates; Tarsiidae. The record is from RefSeq and is a predicted model, not a curated record. The transcript has 19 exons. Gene Ontology annotation, molecular function: RNA helicase activity; ATP binding; nucleic acid binding. Gene Ontology annotation, biological process: ribosome biogenesis. The coding region runs from base 1 to 2007 and encodes 668 amino acids.